Acanthosepion pharaonis is the source of this 879-nucleotide messenger RNA. Lineage: Eukaryota; Metazoa; Mollusca; Cephalopoda; Sepiida; Sepiidae. The record is from the annotation of a GenBank genome assembly.
AUGUGGAACCUGCUGCGUACUGACUGCCUUUUGGCACAAAUUGUUACAUCUAUCUAUCUAUCUAUCUAUCUAUCUAUCUAUCUAUCUAUCUAUCUAUCUAUCUAUCACGGAGAAAUUGAAAAAAAAAUGGUAACCAAAUCUAUCUAUCUAUCUAUCUAUCUAUCUAUCUAUCUAUCUAUCUAUCUAUCUAUCUAUCUAUCUAUCAUUAUCUAUCUAUCUAUCUAUCCCAGAUUAUCUAUCUCAUCUAUCUAUCUAUCUAUCUAUCUAUCCCAGUCUGAUUAUCUAUCUAUCUAUCUAUCUAUCUAUCUAUCUAUCUAUCUCAGUUUAUCUACCAAUCUAUCCCAGUUUGACUAUCUAUCUAUCUAUCUAUCUAUCUAUCUAUCUAUCUCAGUUUAUCUACCUAUCUAUCCCAGUUUGAUUAUCUAUCUAUCUACCAUAUUCUUUACCUAUCUUUCUCCUGUCGUUAAUAUCGUACACAUUCGUCUUUCUUUGUCUCUCAUACAGAUUUCGAUUCUCUUUUCAUAUUUUCCCGGCAUUCAUCCGCUGGUUAAAAAAAAAAAAAAGGCAGCUGGAGAUUUCAACUCACUAAUUAGAUAUCAGUUUCUUUUCCUCAAGUAUCUAUAUGUACGUACCCUCGUCUGUGCUCUUUUUUACCAGCCUCAGCCAAAUCUAUCUAUCUAUCUAUCUAUCUAUCUAUAUCAACAUUAUCUAUCUAUCUAUCUAUCUAUCUAUCUAUCUAUCUAUCUAUCUAUCUCAAUGUCAACAUUAUCUAUCUAUCUAUCUAUCUAUCUAUCUAUCUAUCUAUCUAUCUAUCUCAAUUUGAACAUUAUCUAUCUAUCUAUCUAUCUAUCUAUCUAUCUUAUAUAUCUAUCUUACUAA